Molecule: messenger RNA, 993 nt
Organism: Hypoxylon fragiforme
Lineage: Eukaryota; Fungi; Ascomycota; Sordariomycetes; Xylariales; Hypoxylaceae
Exons: 6
Coding region: 1-993 (330 amino acids)
Molecular function (GO): oxidoreductase activity
Source: RefSeq, a predicted model, not a curated record
AUGCCGGGUGCAUUGUCCUUCUCCAAACAGUCUGCCUCCGAGAAUCCUCUGCUGGAAAAUCCCGUCGCCUUAUUUAAUAGCAAGAAGAACAAUUACGUUGAAGAGGAGAACGUACAUCCCCCGAAGCCAUCGCGGUCUCUCGCGGGAAAGGUUGCCAUUGUGACGGGAGCAGGGUGCGAGGGCGAUGGCCUGGGUAACGGCAGAGCCAUCUCGAUGCUGCUGGCGGAGGAUGGGGCAGCUGUCGUCUGCGCUGACCUGAAUCUGGCCUGGGCUGAGCACGUUACGAAGCCCACCGAUUGCCAAAAGAUCGUGGACGCGGCCAUGUCCAGGUUUGGAAGAAUCGACAUCCUCGUUAACAACGUGGGCGUCUUGGGCGCCAAAGGGGACGCGACGGCAUUUGGCUUGGAUCAAUGGCGCCGUGGCCUCGACAUAAACGUCACCAGCAUGGCGAAUAUGGUAAAAGUCGGCGUGCCGGAGAUGCGUAAGAAUGAUGAGUCGUUUGGCCAUAUCCGAGGCGCCGUUCUUAACAUGACACGCGCCAUCGCGGCACACCAUGCAUCGGAUGGUAUUCGGGUGAACUGCGUGUGUCCAGGCAUGCUGUACACGCCAAUGAUGUACACCAAGGGAACGAGCCCCGAGACUCGAAACGCAGGCAAAAAUCGAAGUCUGUUGCGAACGGAGGGGAAUGCGUGGGAUUGUGCGACAGCCGUUAGAUUUCUAGUGAGUGAACAAUCCCGAUGGAUCACCGGGGGUAUCCUCACGGUAGAUGCCGGCGCUACUGCCGUGUCGGCUCUCGAUCUUAAGAGGGAAUGGCUUACGGAAAUAGUUCCUAAUCUAUCAAGUAGCCUCCGUGCGUCUUCUUCCCUCCUCGCCUCCCUCCUCCUCUUCGCGCUCUAUAUCCUCUGGGCGCGCCACCUCCGCACCACCACCGCCGCCAGCCACCCCAUCAUGCCCCUCUCCAUCUUCCGCCCCCCCCCUUCACCCCGCGGAUGA